AUGAGUGUAAAUCCUAGAGCAACAAUAACAGAAGCCCUAGUAUCCAAUGGUAAUGGUAGUAACGGCACUCCUGUAAACAAUGUUACCAGUAAACAUCUAAUUAACAGCGCUCCCACUAAUAAUAUCACUAAUAAAAUAAAUUUUAUAAAUAUAUCUGAAUUAAUAGACGAUUUAAAUGAGGCCUUGGGUAAACAAUUAUGGAUAAAAUAUGCUCAGUCUGUCUCUUUGUUCAUAUUAGGUAAGAGAACCAGGACAGAAUUAGUCCAAGAUAUCAAUAGUAUAAUAUAUGAAUUGGACAAUCUUACUACCACUACUACUACUACUACUACUACUACUACUACUACUACUACUACUACCACUACUACUACUACUAACCCUAACACUACUAGCACCACUAUUUAUAAGUUGCAUAAUCAAUUGAUGCUAACUAUUUUGGCUAAUUCCUUAAUAUCAAAUAAAAAUGGCGUAAAUAUUGGAAAUGGCUUUAACACGGUUACCGAUAUUGGCAAUAGUACUGUCAAUGGUAAUAAACCCAAUAAAGUUACAAAAACGCAACAAAAACAACAUCAAACCUCGCAAAUUGAAAGUUAUAAAAGAGUCGUUAUGUCACUACCCAUACAGGACCGUAAAAGAAUGAGUAAAAUUACAAGAGAAGCUGGGAAAAGGGGAUUUGUUUUAUGUUCUGUGUUACAAACCAGAUUAGCCACUUUACCCAAGAUACCUGCUAUUGCAUCACAAGAAACUUUGAAUAGGAUAAGAAACUACCAGCAGCAGCAACAACAACAACAACAACAACAGCAACAACCAGGGAAGGGUCCAGAUAACAGUAGCAAGAAUAAUAAAUCUACAAAAAAUAAUGUGGCCAAUGAAACUAUAGGUACUCCUUUAGAAUGGUCACAUGAAGUAUGUAACGCUUACACUCAACCUCUAUCCCAGGAACUAUAUGCCUUGCCAGAUAAUGAAAAUCUAUACACUAGGAUGGUGGGUCUUGCUAGAGAAAAUGGACUUGUUGGUACUGUGGAUGUUAAAUGCUGUGAUGUAUUAAAUUGUGCUUUAGAGCAAUAUUUAAGAAAUAUAGUUGAAAGCGGAAUCGACUUCAUUAGAUACAGAGCCAAGAAAUAUAGUGGGUUAUAUGACUUAGAUGAAAAUGGGUUUUAUACUGAGGUGGAUACUACUAAUACUUAUAAUUCUAAUGGACACGAUGCUCAUAAAAACAAAUGGGGCACUGCUAGUAAUGACAAUAGUAAUAAUAUGAAGGACACUACCAAGCAUAAGGAACCCAUGUCAUCAUUGUUCUUGACUAAUGAGGAUUUACUAGAUACUUUUUCUUUAUAUCCUAACUUAAUUGAACCAAGCUCUGUAUACUAUAAUCUAACCUGUAAUUAUUCAAGAAAUGAUGACGAAAUGGUUAUAAAGAAAAGUAGGAUAGAUGAUAUGCCUUUUUUCGAAAAGGAAAAACCUUCUUUCGUCCCAGUUGAUGAUAGGAAUAACGGCACAAGAGAAGAGUUAAAUUGGUUGAUCAGAAACAUAUUGACUAAUGAAUGA
Molecule: messenger RNA, 1545 nt
Organism: Saccharomycodes ludwigii
Lineage: Eukaryota; Fungi; Ascomycota; Saccharomycetes; Saccharomycodales; Saccharomycodaceae
Gene: HFI1
Product: Hfi1p
Exons: 1
Coding region: 1-1545 (514 amino acids)
Biological process (GO): regulation of transcription by RNA polymerase II
Cellular component (GO): SAGA complex
Molecular function (GO): transcription coactivator activity
Source: RefSeq, a predicted model, not a curated record